Molecule: messenger RNA, 1431 nt
Organism: Macrosteles quadrilineatus (aster leafhopper)
Lineage: Eukaryota; Metazoa; Arthropoda; Insecta; Hemiptera; Cicadellidae
Product: general transcription factor II-I repeat domain-containing protein 2-like
Exons: 2
Coding region: 1-1431 (476 amino acids)
Molecular function (GO): protein dimerization activity
Source: RefSeq, a predicted model, not a curated record
AUGGAUAGCAAAAAGCGGAAAGUAGACAGUGAAAAUAGGCAGUUUUUACCAGAGUGGACGGACCAGUAUUUGUUUAUACUUCCAAACAAAAGUGGAGCUGUGCCUGUGUGUUUGAUAUGUCAACAAACUGUAUCUGUUGUCAAGAGUUCAAACGUUAAACGACACUUUGAGACUAAACACAAGCCGUUUGAUACAAAAUACCCAACAGGAAGUGAUCUUCGCAAGUCUAAGAUUGAGAGUUUACGUUCGAACUACUUAGCUAGUACCCAGAUAUUAAAUCGAACAAUGACUGCCCAAGAAAGAUGUGCAGAGGCUUCUUUGCGUAUUUCGUGGACUCUCGCUAAACAUAUGAAACCGUUUACUGAUGCAGAUAUAGUCAAAGAAUGCAUGAUUGAGGCAGGAAACGUGUUAUUUGAGAAUAAACAAGACGUUGUUGACACUAUUCGUCGCAUGCCGCUUUCUGCAUCUACCAGCACACGAAACACUGAAGUUUUAGCAGAAGAAAGUUCUAAAAGCUUGAAACAGAUUCUAGCAGCUACAGACAGAUACGCUUUAGCGUUAGACGAAUCAUGUGACAUUACCGAUACAGCUCAAUUGAUUGUUUUUGUGAGGUUUUUGGACAUUAAAAAAGAACAGUUUGUGGAAGAAUUGUUAACUAUAUUGCCAAUAUCAGGGCAAACACGUGGAGAGGACUUGUACAAUGUUUUAAUGGACUAUUUUGAGAAAGCUGACUUGGAUUUGAAAAAAAUUAUAUCAGUAACGACAGAUGGUGCUGGUGCGAUGACAGGAAAAAACAAAGGCUUGAAAUUAGAAGCUUUACGAGAAAGGUUGUUCUUUGGUGUGAAGAUAUCAGUAACGAACGUGUGCACUUUCCACCAAGCCAGCCUGAACUCAGUUUGUGAAACCGACGACGUUAUUGACAUGACACAGUUUGUAAACUUUUUAAACGACCUCAAAUCUGAGUUCGAAGCUCGAUUUAGUGACUUUGACAAAAUAGGGAAUGUGGUUCAAGUCCUAAAUAACUGUUUUUCUCUAAAGCCUAAUGGAGAGUGGACCAAUGAAGCAGCAGUAGUUUUGAAUUGUAAUAAAGCAGCCCUGCAAAUGGAAAUAAUAGAUUUUCAGGAAGACAUUGCUCUGAAGGACAAAUUUAGACAAGUCCCGAAAGAACUUUCGUGUGAGCUAUUUUGGAUCAAGUAUGUGAGCAGUGAAAAAUAUCCUGAACUGAAAAACUUGGCCAUCAAACUUUGUACAAUGUUUGGAUCAACGUACACAUGUGAGUCUGCAUUUUCAAGGAUGAACUUUAUCAAAAAUAAAUACAGAUCUCGCCUCAGUGACAGCCACCUCAACAACCUGAUGAGAAUCAGCUGCACAGGACUCAUUCCAAACUUUAAAGAAGUGGCCCAGAAUAAAAAAUGUCAUUUCUCUCACUAA